AUGCGGCUUGUAGACUCUUCAAAACUUUUGGAACUUCAAAACAAACCCACUAACAUUCGAAAUAUCUGCAUCGUGGCCCACGUGGAUCAUGGAAAGACUACUUUGGCAGAUUCCUUGAUAUCUAGUAAUGGUAUUAUAUCGCAAAGAAUGUCGGGGAAGCUGCGUUACCUUGACAGCAGGCCUGAUGAACAAGAGAGAGGAAUAACUAUGAAAAGCAGUAGUAUAUCCUUGUAUCACUCUGUAGAUCAGCAGGAGUACUUGGUAAACUUGAUAGACUCUCCGGGGCACAUUGAUUUUUCGAGUGAAGUCUCAACAGCUGUGAGGCUUUGUGAUGGAGCAAUUGUUGUGGUGGAUGUGGUUGAAGGAGUAUGUCCACAAACCAGAUUGGUUUUGAAACAAGCAUAUUCAGAGAAUAUCAAAGCUGUACUAGUUCUUAACAAAAUUGACCGACUUAUAUUAGAAAUGCAAUUGACACCACUUGAUGCAUAUGUACAUUUAACACAAGUCUUGGAACAAGUUAAUGCUGUGAUGGGAGAACUUUUUGCCACUGAAAUUUUAGAAAAUGAGGAAAUUACUCUUGAUAAGCAGGAAAAGAAAGAUUUGAAAAAAGAAGAUAAUAACUUCUAUGACUGGACUUCUGCUCUAGAAGAUUCUGAUGAUUCCAACUUAUAUUUUUCCCCUGAACAAGGCAAUGUCGUCUUUGCGAGUGCUGCGGAUGGCUGGGGUUUUACUAUUCACACCUUUGCUAAGUUGUUCUCAGACAAACUUGGAGUAAAAGAUGAAAUCCUCCGAAAAGUGCUUUGGGGUGACUUCUACCUCAACACAAAAACAAAGCGUUUCAUGAAAGGUGCACAAGAAAAGGCAAAGAAACCUCUUUUUGUUCAAGUGAUACUAGACAACCUUUGGAAUGUUUAUGAAACUAUAGCUAUGAGAAAUGAGAAAGAAAAGGUACCAGUCAUAUGUGAGAAACUUGGUAUUAAACUAACAACUAGAGAUCUAAGACACACUGAUGCCAGAAUCCAACUACAGUCACUUAUGGUACAAUGGCUUCCAUUAUCUAACACAGUACUAAAUAUGGUAUGCAGAAAGCUGCCUUCACCUAAAGAAAUUCUACCCGAAAAGGUCGAAAAACUAAUGUGCUCAAGAAUAAGAGAUUUUGAUUCUUUUGGUCUUGAAACUCAGAAACUAAAAGAAGACUUUUUAGCCUGUGAUAGUAGUAAUGAUAGACCUGUUAUUGUUUUUGUAUCGAAAAUGUUUAAUGUUGAUAAGAGUAUGUUAUCUGAAAACAAACCUAAGACUUUAACUCCAGAAGAAAUGGCUAUAAGGAGAGAAAGAGUGAGACAAUUGCGUGAGGAGAGGAAACAGAACAAUGAAAAUGUGAAAGAUGCUAAUACAGAAGAAAAGAAAAUUGUUGAAGAAAAAGAAAUUAUUGAAGAAGAAGAAGACAAAGAUCAACCUAUUUUUAUUGCUUUUGCAAGAAUAUUUAGCGGUAGACUUAGGAAAGGUGAUAAGGUUUAUGUUUUAGGUCCCAAACAUGAUCCGUCCAAGAUACUUAAUAUGAAUUACCAGUUCGACCCUGAUAAGAAGCUGAAAGAUUUAAUGAGUGAUGAACAUAUAACUUGUACAGAAAUAAAGUCGUUAUAUAUUUUGAUGGGAAGAGAAAUGGAAGCUAUUGACGAAGCUGUAGCUGGCAAUAUUAUAGGUAUUGGCGGCCUAGAAGACCAUGUCCUAAGAACGGCUACAUUGAGCAGCACGAUUGCUUGUCCAGCAUUUAGUGAAAUGCAAUAUUCUGUAGUGCCUAUACUAAGAGUUGCAUUGGAGCCUACUUAUCCUUCACAAUUGCCGCAGUUAGUUAAAGGAUUGAAAUUGCUAAAUCAAGCGGAUUCUUGCGUGCAAGUAUUGCUGCAAGAGACCGGAGAACAUGUACUAGUCACGGCUGGAGAAAUUCACUUAGAGCGAUGUCUUGAGGACCUCAAGAAUAACUACGCAAAAAUUCCAAUAACGGUUUCAGAACCUAUAGUACCCUUCAGAGAAACCAUUGUAGAACCACCUAAGAUUGAUAUGGCUAAUGAAGAAAUAGAUGCACAAAACGUUAUAGACAAAGAAAUUAGUAAAGACAUAGAUCCAGUCAUAAUCGUCUAUACAAAUAACAAACAAAGCAGAAUAAAAAUUAGAGCAAAACCAAUACCUAGUGAAAUAACAAACUUAUUAGAUAAAUCAAGUGAUUUACUUAAAGCAAUUUCACAACAUAUUAAAACUCUACAAGGUCUAACUAAAAAUAAUAUAGAAACUAAAUUUAGAGAACUCCAAAUUAAUGGUACAAAACAUACACUGUCGGACCGUAUGCUAAAACUUAUACAAGCAUUCAAAGAUGAACUUACAAGCAUUUGCUCUAAAUUAAGCCCAGAAUGGAAAGAUAUUGUCGAUCAAAUUUGGUCCGUAGGCCCCAGAAAUUGUGGUCCGAAUUUGCUUCUUAACCAAACCAAUGAUUAUUUCACCAAGUAUUUACAUCAUGAAAAAGAACUAAAGGAAGAUCCUAGGUUCGAAUAUGAGAGUAGUUUUGUAAAUGGCUUCCAAUUGGCGUCGUUAGCCGGGCCGCUUUGUGAUGAGCCAAUGAUGGGAGUUGCGUUCUGUGUUGAAGAGUGGAAGUUAGAGAAAGAAAGUGGAGAAGAUGUUUCAUAUACAUUUGGACCACUUUCAGGCCAAAUAAUGUCGGCUGUAAAGGACGGCUGUAGAAAAGCGUUUCAAGCUCAACCCCAACGUUUAAUGGCUGCCAUGUAUUCCUGCGACAUUAGUGUCGACCAGAAAGUAUUAGAACAGAUGCGUCUGAACCCAAUCAGUGAUUUACGGCACGGUGUUACGCAUAGUUCAGGAAUCCCAGAAGUAGAUUCGUGA
This is a messenger RNA of Arctia plantaginis, 2895 nucleotides long. The record is from the annotation of a GenBank genome assembly. NCBI's taxonomy places the organism in Eukaryota, Metazoa, Arthropoda, Insecta, Lepidoptera, Erebidae.